Quercus lobata is the source of this 396-nucleotide messenger RNA. RefSeq lists its product as uncharacterized. Gene Ontology annotation, molecular function: RNA-DNA hybrid ribonuclease activity; nucleic acid binding. The transcript has a single exon. The record is from RefSeq and is a predicted model, not a curated record. The coding region runs from base 1 to 396 and encodes 131 amino acids. NCBI's taxonomy places the organism in Eukaryota, Viridiplantae, Streptophyta, Magnoliopsida, Fagales, Fagaceae.
AUGGGAGCAUUAAGUAAAAGAAUUCAACUGCCCCUGGGGCCUUUAGAGAUUGAAACAAAGGCUAUGGAGGAAGGCAUUCAGUUGGCAAAAGAUCUUAGUCUGAAGGAGAUCAUCAUCGAGGGAGAUGCAAAACAGGUGGCGAUGGCCAUCUCCGAUUCUUCUUCGGCCCCAAGCUCGAUCAAGAAGGUGAUUGAAGGAAUGCGUUUCUGUUUGCUGCAUUUUAAGUACUGGAAGGCUUCCCAUGUUGGCAGAAAUGGAAACAUGGUUGCGCACCACUUAGCCAAGCAAGCUCUGUUUGAGGAUGACUGUACUGUUUGGGUGGAAGAUACCCCCCAUUUUGUAUCAAAGCAGGUUCUUAUGGAUGUAAUCUCUAUGGAUAAUUGUCCAAAUCAAUGA